AUGGCCAUUGCAAGCUUGGUGGCCUCUUUGCAGGCUCGAGUCCUCGAAUCGCCCCUCCAGGCGCUGGGCAUCACCGCACUCCUUGUGCCCUUUUUCUAUGUCAUUCUGAAUGAAUUUAUUCGUUCUUCAGCCCGCGUUCCCGGGUUGAAAGGUCCCACUGGUCUCCCCUUGAUCGGAAACCUGGCCCAGAUUCGAGUCAACGCCGCGGAGCAAUAUCGUGUUUGGUCCAGGAAAUUCGGUGCGGUCUACCAGAUUCAGCUGGGCAAUAUUCCCGUCGUCGUGGUCAACUCGGCUGCUGCGGCCAAGGUGCUGUUUGGCCAGAAUGCGCAGGCGCUGAGCUCGCGACCUGAGUUUUAUACCUUCCAUAAAAUCGUCUCCAACACCGCAGGCACCACCAUCGGAACCUCGCCGUAUAGCGACUCGCUGAAGCGCCGCCGUAAGGGUGCCGCCUCUGCGCUCAACCGUCCGUCAGUAGAAACCUAUGUGUCGCACUUAGAUGUCGAAUCGAAGGCAUUUGUGGAAGAGUUGUACCGGUACGGCAAUGGUGGCAAGACACCAGUUGAUCCCAUGCCAAUGAUCCAGCGACUUAGCCUAAGUCUAGCCUUGACCCUGAACUGGGGUGUUCGUGUGGCGUCGCAAGAGGAGGACCUUUUCGAUGAGAUCACCCAUGUCGAGGAAGAAAUUAGCAGGUUCCGCAGUACGACCGGCAACCUACAAGAUUACAUCCCACUCCUCCGGCUGAACCCGUUCAGCUCCAACUCAAAGAAGGCUGCUGAGAUGCGACUUCGUCGCGACAAGUACUUAGGCUCUCUGAACAAGGACCUCGAUGAUCGUAUGGAAAAGGGCACCCAUUCGCCCUGCAUCCAGGCCAAUGUCAUCUUGGACAAGGAGGCGAAGCUCAACUCGGAGGAGCUCACCUCCAUUAGCUUGACCAUGCUUUCUGGUGGUCUGGAUACGGUCACCACUCUGGUCGCUUGGAGUAUUGGUCUGCUCUCCACACGCCUCGAUAUCCAGGACAAGGCUUCCAAGGCCAUUGAGGAAUUCUAUGGAAAAGGCGAGCCCAUGUGCUCGGCCGACGACGAUCAAAAGUGUGCCUACGUCGCAGCUCUGGUCAAGGAAUGCCUUCGAUACUUCACCGUUCUUAGGUUGGCCUUGCCCCGAACGUCGAUACGGGAUAUCAACUACCAAGGUGUCGUGAUUCCGAAGGGUACCGUCUUUUUCCUGAACGCCUGGGCCUGCAACAUGGAUCCCGACGUGUGGACCGAUCCGGACGAGUUCCGCCCGGAGCGGUGGUUCGAGCAGCCGGACGCGCCACUCUUCACGUAUGGGAUGGGCUACCGGAUGUGUGCUGGUUCCUUGCUGGCCAACCGUGAGCUGUACCUUGUCUUCAUGCGGACUCUCAACAGCUUCCGCAUUGAACCCCACGACAAUAAUGACUGGCACCCCGUGCGUGGUAACUCGGAUCCGACCAGUUUGGUCGCCAUCCCGCAGAAGUACAAAGCCCGGUUCGUGCCCAAGGAUUCCAUUGCGUUGGGCAAAGCCCUUGCGACAUCGUGA
Molecule: messenger RNA, 1557 nt
Organism: Penicillium argentinense
Lineage: Eukaryota; Fungi; Ascomycota; Eurotiomycetes; Eurotiales; Aspergillaceae
Exons: 4
Coding region: 1-1557 (518 amino acids)
Molecular function (GO): monooxygenase activity; oxidoreductase activity, acting on paired donors, with incorporation or reduction of molecular oxygen; heme binding
Source: RefSeq, a predicted model, not a curated record